AUGAUCUUCACCAAGACAGUUCUUUUCGCUUUACUUGUUGCUGCAACCAUUGUUUUGGCAUAUCCUGUCCCGUCCCUGGAAGCACGAAGUGGAAAUGGGGUGUAUGGAGGGGAUGAUGCGUCCCAGUCCGAUGUAGCGCUGUCCGAUGUAGCGGAGGUGGGGCAUGAUCCGCCCAUGCAAGGUGGAGCACCUAUUAGUAACAAGCCCCCGGAUACUCCCUCCAAAUUCCAUCAUUUCGGGGACAAGAUAAUCCCCCGGAUACUCCCUCCCCGAAUAAUCCCCCAGAUAAUCCCCCGGAUAAUCCCUCCCCGAAUAAUCCCCCAGAUAAUCCCCCGGAUAAUCCCUCCCCGAAUAAACCCCCGAAUAAACCCUCCAUAUUCCAUUAUCUUCAAGGUGGGCCUGCAUAAACCCCCGAAACCCCCGAAUACUCGAUCCAAGUUUCAAAGCUACAUGCUCGAGAAGGGCAUGCGUGAACCCAAGGAGGGAAAUUAUCUCGAGGCGGGAAAGUCGUACCAGAAGCUCGAAGCCUUUCACGACCAAGAGCUCAAGACCGCUGAGAUUUUGGGGGACCCGAAGCGGAAACAUGACUUUCGUGGGGCCAAAGCCGAGGCUGUCCACAAAAAGGAAUCUGCAUUUGAGGCCGGUGAAGGUAGAUCGAUAGUUGGGCCCCUCUCUGAAAAAUCGAAGAAGAUGCACCAGGACUUCGAGAACCUGCAGCGCUCCGGGUUGGUACGGCAAAAUCCUCUUGCAUUGGCACUGCAUCCUCCUCUUGCAACGGCACCGCAUCCUCCUCUUGCAAUGGCACCGCAUCAUGCUCUUGCAUUGGCACCGCAUCAUGCUGUUGCAUAG
Dacryopinax primogenitus is the source of this 849-nucleotide messenger RNA. RefSeq lists its product as uncharacterized. Lineage: Eukaryota; Fungi; Basidiomycota; Dacrymycetes; Dacrymycetales; Dacrymycetaceae. The coding region runs from base 1 to 849 and encodes 282 amino acids. The transcript is spliced from 7 exons. The record is from RefSeq and is a predicted model, not a curated record.